AUGGCCGAGCAACCGAACGGAGAGGCCUUGGUCUCUUCCCUAUGGACCAGGUCCCUACUCUCGGGCGCCCUCGCCGGUCUCACUGUAGACUGCUCACUCUACCCACUUGACACCAUCAAGACCCGACUCCAAAAAGCACGCGACCCCAGCGCACCCCAAGCUGCCCGAGCUUUAUCUCUCCGCCAAACAAUCCGCGGCAUCUACGCCGGUCUUCCCUCCGUCCUCUUCGGCUCCGCACCUUCCGCCGCAUCCUUCUUCAUCGUUUACGACGGUGUUAAGCGCUCUCUCCUCCCAUCAAGCUCUACUGAUACUCCCUCCCGCGCAUACAUCCUGUUCACCCACUCUAUCGCCUCCUCGCUCGGUGAAAUCGCCGCCUGCGCCGUGCGCGUACCUACCGAAGUAACCAAGCAGCGCGCCCAAGCCGGACUCUUCGGCGGCUCAAGUCUACUCGCCUUAAAAGAUAUCCUAUCUCUCCGUCAUGCUACACAAGAUCCUACAGCUCAGUCUUCGAGUACGGCCCCUGUGAAACGGGGCUAUGGUCAGGUUAUCCGUGAACUCUACCGCGGUGCCGGUAUCACCAUUGCUCGAGAAAUCCCGUUUACGGUCCUGCAGUUUACUAUGUGGGAAUCUAUGAAAGAGGCUUAUACGAAUCGCUACCUCCGGCCAUUCGCUUCAAGCGCGAAGUCCGUUACUGAGACUCAGAUCCCGGCUUCUACUAGCGCUAUGUUCGGUAGUGUUGCUGGUGCUAUUGCGGCGGGUCUGACGACGCCGUUGGAUGUUAUUAAGACUCGUGUCAUGCUUGCGCGCCGUGGAGGUGCAGAUGCGCCUGUGCGGGUUAAGCAAAUUGUGCGUGAGAUUGCGCAGGAAGGUAUGGGUGCUUUCUGGCGUGGAAUUGGGCCCCGGGUAGCAUGGAUUGGUAUUGGAGGUGCGGUAUUCUUGGGUAGUUAUCAGUGGGCGUGGAAUACAUUAGAGGGGAGGAGGGAGGAGAAGGAACGGGAGUGA
Messenger RNA from Penicillium longicatenatum, 1002 nucleotides. RefSeq names its product putative mitochondrial carrier protein (Pet8). The record is from RefSeq and is a predicted model, not a curated record. The transcript is spliced from 2 exons. Gene Ontology annotation, cellular component: mitochondrial inner membrane. Lineage: Eukaryota; Fungi; Ascomycota; Eurotiomycetes; Eurotiales; Aspergillaceae. Bases 1 to 1002 code for a protein of 333 amino acids. Gene Ontology annotation, molecular function: S-adenosyl-L-methionine transmembrane transporter activity.